GAGCCAUGAGAGGACGGCUGCGUUGUGUUGUUGCUCACCUCUACUACCAUCACUACCACUACUACUACCACAACCAUUAAUACCUUUUUACUUUUUACUUUUAUCCUCUUCGCACUACAACUACCAUAACUACUAGGCCGGACUAGUGUACAGUACACCACCACAGUGUACAAUAUCUCUAUUGCGUACUUUAAGGUGUACAUGACAGUGUACAUCUCAGUGUAGCUACAAUAUGGUGGUCAGGAGGUCGUUUGUAUCCUUCAUGUUGCUGUUGUUGUCGCCCUUACUGGCACGAAGCUGUAAGGAGAAGCUGCUUGGCAACAAACCCUUUACUCUUACUCUGAGGGACAGAAAAGUGUCGUUGACCGUGAGACCUGACCACGGCGACGAAUGGUUACUCGGACUAAUGCUUCUCGUCGACAGGAAGGUUUUCGGGAAUGUGACUAUAAUUAAUUCCAGUGAUAAACGACAAAAUAUUUCUGGGUUCCUUGAUGAAACUAAAAUUGAUACAAAUCCAUUAUUGCCGUUGAUGACGCACUUCCUGCCAGGCACUAAGACCACACUCCAGGUGGAGGUGUCCAACAUGGUGAAAAUUAACUUGACGACAUCUUUAGUCAGCAACUGGGAAGAGUGGAGUAUAUCUUCUCGACAAAGUGCCUCUGAAGCAGCCCUGGCACUCGAACUGGUGAACAAACAAGCUGACGAAAACUUCACUCUCUUCUUCGACUGUGAGGAGACAGAGACCGCUGAUGUGACGAGUCAGGGAGAGAGUCCGACUACAGAGGCAGCCAAAAACAUUCAUAACUCAACCCAAUCGCCAACCCUACCGCAAUCGCAUCCUCCCAAGACGUCGAUUGGCAACAUCACAACACCGGUUCUGAGUGUGCUGUUGCUUUUGGUUUUGGCCGCCAAAUUAGUCUAUGUUUGUGUACAGCGAAGGAGCAACCAAGGGUCAACAUUGCCAAGGCCCCCGAUUCCAUUUUCUCAACCACCCGUCGAACUACCACCCAUACCUGGUCACCCUCGGUUCCUUGACAAAGGGAAUCCUUCUUCUCUUAAGCACUGUGUCAAAGAGGGUCACCUGAGACUUCCGUUCCAAGGUGCCAGUGUAAUGGUUGGAAAACAAGGCACAAAGACGGGUGAAAAUGACUUUGGCAAUGCAGCAGAGGGCGGGACUCACCUCCGGGAAACAAGUGCCUGGAAAUUGAGAACAAAUGAAAAAGUACGCCUCUCUCUCGCUGAUCACAUCUACGAAAGCAUCACAGACCUAGAAAUGUGUCCACAGCCUUACAACAGCCUCAGCAGCAUUUACGUCCCGUCGUCUCCCACAGAGAACAUGGCCAACGAGACAUUCUACCCCAGAACAUGGCCAGUGAGACAUUCUAACCCAGAACAUAGCCAAAGAGAUAUUCUACCCCAGAACAUGGCCAACGAGACAUCCUACCCCUAAAGCAACCAGUGAGACAUUCCACCUCAAAACAUGGCCAGUGAGACAGUCUACCCCAGAACAUGGCCAACGAGACAUUCUCCUCCAGAACAUGGCUAACGAGACAUUCCACCUCAAAACAUGGCCAGCGAGAUAUUUUACCUCAAAACAUGACCAGCAAGACAUUCCACCUCAAAACAUGGCCAGCGAGACGUUCUGCCCCAGAACAUGGCCAGCGAGACAUUCUACCCCAGAUCAUGGCCUGCGAGACAUUCCACCUCAAAACGUGGCCAACGAGACAUUCCACCCUAGAACAUGGCUAACGAGACAUUCUACCUCAAAAUAUGGCCAGCAAAACAUUCUACUUCAAAACAUGGCCAGUGAGACAUACUUUAAAACAUGGCCAGCGAGACAUUCUACCUCAAAACAUGGCCAGCGAGACAUUCUGCCUCAAAACAUGGCCAGCGAGACAUUCUACCUCAGAACAUGGCCAGCGAGACAUUCUACCUCAAAACAUGGCCAGCGAGA
Messenger RNA from Homarus americanus (American lobster), 1954 nucleotides. RefSeq lists its product as uncharacterized. The record is from RefSeq and is a predicted model, not a curated record. The transcript has 3 exons. Bases 233 to 1450 code for a protein of 405 amino acids. NCBI's taxonomy places the organism in Eukaryota, Metazoa, Arthropoda, Malacostraca, Decapoda, Nephropidae.